Messenger RNA from Schistosoma spindalis, 3263 nucleotides. NCBI's taxonomy places the organism in Eukaryota, Metazoa, Platyhelminthes, Trematoda, Strigeidida, Schistosomatidae. The record is from the annotation of a GenBank genome assembly.
ACUCUACCACGUCAUUUAUUCACCCUCUCUUAUUCCUACUUUAUAUAUGCGUUUCGACCUAGACAGCAGCUCACCUAUGGUGAAAAUUCAGCUUUAUCUAAACGUUCCCGAGUCACUGCCUGGUUGAAAAUUGUAUGUUACUACCGAACAUGAGUACUGAAGCAGUUUUUCUGAAACCGCGUGCACCAUUCAAACUGGCUACCUUCAACGUUCGCACACUUAUGCAGGUCGGACAACAGAUAGGACUGGCUAUGUCUUUGGAAAGUCUUAAUAUUGAUGUGUGUUGUCUAUCCGAGACCCGUAUUCAAGACUCUGGUGAAGUACUACAAGUUCGCUCUUCAUCUGUCACUUCAAAAAGCUUGUUUUAUGUGCGUUUAUCCGGGGACCCUGUGGCAUCUUCGUCUGGUCUUGCUGGCGUUGGUGUCGCACUAAGCGCUAGAGCUGAGGCAGCACUAGUCGACUGGAUCCCCAUUAACAGUCGGUUAUGUGCCGUUAGAUUAGAAAGUUCCAUCAAAGUGAGAAGAAAUCGGCGUGAGAAACGAUGUCUUUUCGUCAUCUCCGCCUAUGCCCCGACAGAUUGCAGCCCGGAUGCAAUCAAGGAUGAGUUCUACCAUCAGCUAACUGUUCUUCUCCAGAAAGUGCGUUCGACAGAUAUUGUAGUACUAGCUGGAGACUUGAAUGCUCAGGUCGGGCGUCUAGGCACAGAAGAGAGUCGUUUAGGUGGCCGAUGGGGACUCGUUGGUCGCAGGAAAGAUAACGGGGAACGUCUACUGCAACUAUGCACAGACCACAACCUGUUUCUGGCUAGCACUAACUUUCGGCACAGUCAUCGCCGAUGUGCCACCUGGCGUCCCCCUUCUGCAUCUCAAGCCUGGACUCAGAUUGAUCACAUCGCGAUCAGCUACCGCUGGCGCGGUUGUGUACAAGACUGCCGCUCCUUUUGGAGUACCUAUCUGGAAUCUGAUCAUGCUCUGGUCUGCGCCAAUCUUACCUUACUUUUCAGUGGACAACGAAGUGACCGUCAGCAAAGGAUUGAUGUUAGCAAGCUGGCUGCAACUUCUGUUGCUAGUAAGUACCGAACCGAGCUAGCUUCUAGGCUAGAUACCAUUCCACCGAAAAGUAUAGAUCAGCAUUGGUUGCAAUUGCAUGACGCCAUGAAAAUGGCGGGUACAGUCUGUUGUGGGUUUGCGAAACGUCCCGCUUACAAGCACUGGGUUUCUUCUGGUUCCUUACAACUGAUUGAAGCCCGUCGGUCUACUCCGGGUGACCGUGAGUUUGACCACAAACGAAGGAUGUUACGUAAUGAAAUUGGGCAAAGCUUGCGUAAGGACCGAGAAGCCUGGUGGUCGGAGCGUGCCAGUGAGUUGGAAGCAGCAGCUGCAUCUGGUAAUUACCGGAAGCUCUUCCAGCUCAUCCGAGCCACUGGCAGCAAGAAGUUUGGUGUGAGCGAAACAAUCUGCGAGGAUGACGGAACGCCAAUCACUAACAUCCAUCGACGUCUUGGACGAUGGGCAGAAUUCUUUGAAGGGCAGUUCAACUGGCCUGCUGCUCCGGCAACAUCGGUCAGACUGUCCUGCCCUCCAUGGCCGGUGACGACUGAUCCACCAAAUGAGGCGGAAGUCCUCAAGGAACUCCAACUCUUGAAACGUUACAAAUCACCGGGCACAGACGACUCACCUCCGGCUCUUUUCAAAGAUGGUGGUGACUUUUUGACUAAGGAACUGACGACGUUGUUUACAAAGGUCUGGAAACUAGAGAGUGUACCAACGUCAUGGAAUGAGUCGAUAGUUGUCCCUAUCUUUAAAAAGGGUUCACGUCGUUCCUGUAACAACUAUCGGGGGAUAAGUCUACUUCCGAUUGCGUCCAAGCUAUUGGCUUCCGUCAUACUUCGUAGGUUGUUCAGGACCCGAGAAGGAUUGACUCGCGAGGAGCAGGCUGGGUUUCGUUCUGGUCGAGGAUGUAUUGAUCAUAUCUUCACCCUCCGCCAAGUGUUAGAACACCGCCAUACUUAUCAAAGGCCAACAAUCGUAGUGUUUCUUGAUAUCAGGGCUGCCUUCGAUUCGUUGGACAGAACUGUUCUCUGGGAUUGUCUAUUGAAGAAGGGUGUGCCUGAGAAGUUUAUUAACAUCCUAAAAGCCCUAUACACAAUUUCCAGCAAACGAGUACCCAACAGGACAAAACGUGUAUCCUAAAUCCAGCAACUAAACAUUUAUCGGAUAUAUUAUUAAAAAUGUCUGUUUUAGAGAUUUUUGUUAUGUAUAAGCAAGAUUUUCGCAUUACAUUGCUAGUGAAAAUAAUAAAAGUUUAGGAGAAGUAACAGUAUUCACGAAAAUGCAGUCAACUUUGUUAGGUUUUUAUAUUACAAUAAUUAUGACAUAAUGAGCAAAGAGUUAAGUCUAACAAUCAAGUUUUAAUUUAUUGGUGGCAGAGUGACCCAUAAAGUGGAUAUCAUUCAAUCAUUUACGAUACCUAAUCGCGUUUACUUUUUCGUUAAUAAUUUGUGUAUGAGCAUGUCAUUUUAUUUUAAAGAAACCAUUCUUCUAGGUAAUAUUCUUGUUUUUAGUAUCAGUUCAUUCAAUUGUUUUGAGUCAACAAACUUGUUCCGUAAGUAGCCAUAAACAGACCUUUUUGUAUUACUGCUACGUUUGGAGAGAUUAUGAUAUCACCUAAACAGGCUAAUAGAAAGAAAGUCAGUAACACAACAACAGGACAGGCUACACUACUCACUGCACUCCAGCCCUGUUAAAUAGAGGGAGAAGACUAGAUUCAGCCGAAGAAAAUGUAUAUUCUUCAAGAGGUCGGAAGCACGAACGAACAAGCAUACAAACGAAACGUAUGCACACAGCACAAAAAUGACCUUGAAACACGUUACAAAAUAGCGUAUUGAAAGAGAAAACAAACCAAGAACAGUUAAGGCCCUUCCAAGUAGGUGCUUUUGAAGCGGAAAUGAGAAAUCCAAAUACUCGAAAUAAAAUAAGACGUUUACCAAGUGAUUUCUGGGGAUCUAGCAUCCACAACAAAUACUGCAUUUAUCUAUCGGUCCAAAUUCGUUUCAUUUAUUUUGACAAUCAUAAACCCGUUAAUUAAAUCUGUUGGGGAGAUCCAAAAAAUUACUCGAAAAAAGUCCAAUGGGGCCCUGUAAACACUGGGGAACAUCUUGUCCAAUCAGCAUUGAAAAGAAGUGUCCCAGAGAAGUGGAGAGUCACGUGUCACAUUUCCGAUUGGAUGAUUACCUAUCCUGCUACUAUGUUUAAUAGCGUUCC